CGUGAUUGCCAGCCGUCUGGGCAAAAUUUCAAACAAGAAUGGCAGCAGUUCUCACUUCACCUAUGGAAGUUCCUUUAUCUCCUGCUGGCUGGUCGCCUGUGCCGUCGACCUCCAGAACCAUCUCCGUGCCUAAGCCUCGGGUGCUUUUGCCAGUUGGCCAUGGGUAUUAUGCGCAUGCUCGGAGAACCGUGCACCGGCGCACACUUGACCAAGAUUUGGAUGAGCAGGAGGCGGAAAGACUCAAGAAUGAGAGCUCGAAAGCCAACGGGCUAGAAAUUGAAGAUGACCUCGGCGUGGGAGACGAGCCCGAGUCCCGAGACUUACUUGCUCUUGAUGCCAAGGAGUGGAAGCGUCAAGACCAUUACGCCGUUCUUGGUCUUUCCAAGUUCCGAUAUGCAGCGACUCCAGAUCAGAUUAAGAUAGCUCAUCGCAAGAAAGUGCUGAAGCAUCAUCCAGACAAGAAAGCGGGGGAGGGUGACUCAGAUAAUGACCAAUUCUUCAAAUGCAUACAAAAGGCCAUGGAGAUUCUCAGCAACCCCGAAAAACGGCGCCAAUUUGACUCGGUAGAUCCAUACUAUCUCCAAUUGGAAGAAGACGUGGACCACAACGAACUUUCCAAACUCUCCAAAACUCCCGAAGGUUUCUUCAAGGCUUUUAGGCCCACCUUCGAACGAGAAGCACACUUCUCAAAGCAAACACCCGUCCCAUUGCUUGGCACCCUGGAUGAUUCCAAGGCUCAGGUCGAGGGAUUCUACAACUUCUGGUACAACUUUGACUCUUGGCGGAGCUUCGAGUAUCUGGAUAAGGAAGUUAAUGAAGGAAGUGACAGUCGUGAUGAUAAAAGAUACACCGAGAAGAAGAACAGGACCGAGCGGGCUCGCCGCAAAAAAGAAGACAAUACGCGAUUGCGUUCUUUGGUUGAUUUAGCUCUAACUCUUGACCCCCGGAUCAAACGAAUCAAGCUAGAGGAAAAGGAGGCACGCGAUCGCAAGAAGAGCAAAGGCAAUAUCAAUCCAUUGGCAAGGAAGGAAGAUGAGGAGCGUCUGAGGAGAGAGGCUGAGGCUGAGGCGCAAGCGAGUGCAAAAGCGGAGGUGGAGGCCGCGGAGGCCGUGGCUAGAGCCGAGGCUAAAAAGGCGAAGCAAGCGGCUGCAAAUGCAGCAAAGAAAGCAAGACGUGUGGAGAGAGCAGCUGCAAAUAUCAUGAAUGCUCCACCCACUUCCCAAGACUGACAAAACACACCUUCAUCUUUUCACUACAAAAAUUGAUUCUUGGAAUUGCAUUGUGAAGAUAGUACAAUAAAUCAAUUACAUUUCCAUUUCUUUUAUC
Cantharellus anzutake is the source of this 1326-nucleotide messenger RNA. RefSeq names its product DnaJ domain-containing protein. Bases 39 to 1229 code for a protein of 396 amino acids. The transcript is spliced from 5 exons. Lineage: Eukaryota; Fungi; Basidiomycota; Agaricomycetes; Cantharellales; Hydnaceae. Gene Ontology annotation, molecular function: ribosome binding; Hsp70 protein binding. The record is from RefSeq and is a predicted model, not a curated record. Gene Ontology annotation, cellular component: cytosol. Gene Ontology annotation, biological process: 'de novo' cotranslational protein folding; regulation of translational fidelity.